AUGAUGGCUGAUGGGAAUGGAAAAGGUAUAUGGGAAUACUGCGAGUUUGCAAUCGUUCUGAGCUCAUCUCUACAAAGAUCUCGGGCACUUGACUUAAAAAAGGAUCUUGAACUGCAAGGUGCAACUGUUGCAGAUCCUGGUGCAAAGAUCGAUGUACAAAAUGUCACUCAUAUAAUCUCGGAAACUAUUGAUUUUCCUGAGUACGCCAGCGCAAGACAGCAUAUGAUUCCGGUAGUUAUACCAGACUGGAUUGCACAUUCUUUAAUGCGAAACAAAGAAGCAGCUAUCAGACCCUACACACCUGAUCCAGCCCUCAUAUUUUCUAGUGUUAGCAUAAGUUGUGCGGACAUACCCUCAGGUGACAAAGAUGCCAUUAUCGGUGCAGUCCUCUCAAUGGGAGGAGUUGAAACAAACGCGCUAACGAAGUUAACAACUCAUAUUUGCGCCCUUACCAUAGAACAUCCCAAGUGUCAACAGGCGAUUGAAAAGAAAUUGAAGUGCAAGAUUGUCUUACCACAUUGGUUUGAUGACUGCUUGAAACUUGGAAAACGUAUCGAUGAAGCACCAUAUCUUCUACCUGAUCCAGAAAUAUUUCGAAUGAGGCCAGAAGAUGAUGUUCCAAUGCCGCAAUGUGACAGUGUUAAAGGUGCAACUUCUCCCCGACCAGAUUCUCUUCUUAUACCAUAUGACUCACACAAAUUAUCCGCUCGUCAACUGUCUGUCUUCAAAGGGAAAAAAAUAAUGAUUUCCGAUGACCUUCAACUUGGUCAUCGCUCUAAGAAAGUUGUCGAAGAUCUUAUUAUUGGUGGCGGCGGAGAAAUUACUUACGCCGUGCAUGGAGCUGACAUCUUUAUCUGCCACUGGCGUGAUGGGAUAAACUACACACUGGCCUCAAGAGCCAGAAUCGACGUUGGGAACUUAUCAUGGCUGUACCAUCUAAUCGCACACAAUGAAUGGACUUCCCCUCUCAAGAGGUUACUUCAUUACCCUCUUCCACGAAAUGGGAUACCUGGCUUUGAAAAAUUCCGUAUCACUCUAUCUAAUUACGGUGGCGAAGCUCGCACCUACUUAGAGAAUUUAGUCAUUGCUGCAGGUGCUGAAUUCACCAAAAGCAUGAAACAAGACAAUACUCAUCUCAUAACUGCUCGCAAAUCCAGCGAGAAGUGUCAAGCUGCUCAAGAAUGGGGUAUCGAGAUGAUAAAUCAUCUAUGGAUCGAAGAAAGUUACGCAAAAUGUACAUUACAAAAGCUAACAGACUCUCGGUACACUCACUUUCCACCACGAACCAAUCUUGGCGAAAUUAUUGGACAGACAUUUUUUGAACUAGAUACUCUUGAGAAAAUUUACUUUCCUCGAGACCCAGAAUCAAGUAGUCCAGAGACGGAGACACCAAAGCAACAGUGUAAACAAACAAAAAGAAAGGACCAGGGCUCUAUUGUCCCAAUAACAAAUCUUUCUGAGACUGAGCCUAGCGGGACAGAAACACCAUUGCGGAAGAUUGCCGCAUCAGGACUAGCAUGCCGGAAUAGUAACUUCCCCCGUCUAAAGACACCGUCCAAUCGUAAGGUCGAGGGAGCUAGUAAUAACGACACGCCAUCUUCCACUGCUAGUCGGAAUGCAAAAGACAAGGCAAUGUCAAAGAUACACGGGCUAGCGUCAGAUAUAGCUUUGUAUGAAAAGGAAAAGAAGCGGAAGGGAAAUGUUUGGGGAGGUGAUCGUGCCGCAAGUAAGAUUGAGAAGCAAAACUUACCUGGCGAGAAUUCCAAUCCACCAGGUAAGGUUAAAGAGGCUGAAUAUACCGAGGAACAAGCACCACGGACGGCAAAACGAGCUAGAGUAGGACCUCCUCCCGUGGAAAUCCGUUUAAUUAUCACUGGAUAUAAGAAAUGGGUUCAAAAUCUCCCUAAAGAGAAUGCUGACACGAAAAAACUUCGACAGGCUGGGGUAUUGAUUACGUUAAAUACUUGGCAGUGUACACAUCUUGCAGCACCGUCCAUGGUGCGGACAAAGAAGUUCCUUUGCGCUUUGGCAUCUGCGCCGAUCAUUGUGUCUACAGAAUUUAUUGAUGCCUGUCUUCGAUUAAAUAGUAUACCUGACGUCAACGACUACCUGCUUAACGACGUGGAGAACGAAAGGAAAUUUGGCGUCAAAUUAAAGGAAGCUCUGGCGCGCGCGAAGGCCAAUAAACACGGCCUGCUCAAAGAUGUUCUUGUUUACUGCACUGAUACCGUACCUAACAAACCCGAAACCUACAAGGAUAUUGUCGAAGCAAACGGUGGCACUUUCAGCCUGUACCGCGGCCGCUCUCUGUUCAAGAAGACCAACCGUAAUGAUGACGAGAUCUCAGCUGAGCCUGUAUAUUUACUUUCUGGAACAAGCAAGGUGGAGAAAGACCUUUGGCCCAAAUUUAUCCAGAUGACGCGUGAUGGGAACAUGAUUCCCCGAAUUGUCGAGACAGAAUGGAUCUUAGAUACAGCCAUGUCACAGCAAAAUAAAUGGGAUAAGAAGUAUCUUUUAUACGAGGAUGACUAG
This is a messenger RNA of Blumeria graminis f. sp. triticale, 2532 nucleotides long. The record is from the annotation of a GenBank genome assembly. Lineage: Eukaryota; Fungi; Ascomycota; Leotiomycetes; Helotiales; Erysiphaceae.